AUGAGGCUGAACGGUAGGGCAAUCGCGCUGCUCGCAGCGACUGUAGCUGCGGAGCCAGUCCCACGCGCAGCAAAGGCACCCACUGUAGAUCUCGGCUACGCGGUGUACGAGGGGAGUCUUGAUACUAACAACAGUAUCAAUGCUUUCAAAGGCAUUCGCUACGCUGCACCUCCCUUCGGCAAGCUGAGGUUUGCGGCUCCUCAGGCACCAGCAACAAAUAGGACUUCGACAAUCGCAGCGACCAGUAAUCCUCCAUUCUGCCCACAGACCGGUGCUUCUUCUGAGACACCUGCUGCAUACGGGUUCACGUCUGCUCUCGGCAACGAGGAUUGCUUGUUUUUGAAUGUGUACGCCCCAGCCAAUGCUAAGAACUUGCCCGUGUUCUUCUGGAUCCAUGGCGGCGGCUACGGCUUGUUCAGCGCUACAGGACUUGACCCUACAGAGUUUAUGAAGCAGAACAACAAUGGCUUCAUUAGCGUGAUCAUUCAGUACCGUCUUGGUGCUUUUGGCUUUCUCUCGUCUGAGGACGUGAAGAAAGACGGCGCGCUCAAUGCUGGUCUGCUUGACAUGAACUUUGCCCUGCAAUGGGUCCAGAAGUAUGCGGGCAAGUUCGGUGGUGAUCCAAGCAGGGUGACUAUCGCUGGUGAGAGUGCCGGUGGUGCCGCUGUGCUGUACCAAAGCAUGGCCUAUGGUGGCAAGCAAAAGGACAAUCUAUUUCAAAAUGUCAUCACUGCGAGCCCAUGGAUUCCAUUUCAGUACAAGUACAACGAUGAUCAGCCCACCAAUGCUUACAACGAUUUCGUUGCUGCAGCUCGUUGCUCUAAUUCGAAGGAAAAGCUACAGUGUCUCCGCGAUGCCGACACGGUUGUUGUUCAGAACGCCAGCGCCAAGGUCUCUGAGGCUGGGCCCUUUGGCACUUUUGCUUUUUUGCCAGUGACCGACGGCUCAUUCGUCAAGCAACGCCCCAGUCAGCAGCUCGCCGCCAGGGCCGUGAAGGGUGUCCGCGUACUUUCCGGCAACAUGGCCAACGAAGGUGUUCCUCUCAGUCUACCUACCACCCGCACACUGCAGGACUUCAGGGACUACAUUGACACAACAUUCCCUCACUUCAACCAGUCCGAGAAGACCGCCACUGAAAAGCAAUACUCGUACGCCGGCGAUACCCAAGAUGUGAACCCAGCCGCCCCACUUUUCGCAACAACAGGUACCGCCGCGCCCACCGCUGUCAACCAAUCGACUUUCGGAACUGGCCAGCAACAGCGUGUCUUCAAUGUCUUUGCCGAAUACGCUUUCAUAUGCAACAGCUACUGGGCCGCCUCCGCGUUCCCUGUGGCAUGGAAGUACCAAUUCAGCGAGCCGCCCUCGUAUCACGGCUACGAUCUGCAGGCGCUCUGGUCCGGCACACGUACACCUGGUGCGAGUUUCAAGCGCGCAUUCCGAAAGAUCUGGGGUAACUUCAUUACGCAGAAUACGCCCGUGAUCUCUAUCGAGGAUGCCAAGGGUGGCGUUGCGAACAGCACUGUGCCCUCUACGAGUGGGAAUGGGGACAAUAUCAAUUGGCCCACUUGGGAUGAGAAGAAGCCUAUGCUGCUGAAUCUAAAUGCUACCGGGGGUGUAGCGACGUUUAUUCAGGCGACGACGGAUUUAUUCUAUAACGUUUACAGUGAUCCGGGGGUCAGCAACCAAAUAAAACUGGCCGAUGCGAGAGAUUGGGAGGGAGGAAGGGGUAAGAGGUGUGACUUCUGGAAGAGCGUCGCGAAAGACGUGCCAUACUAG
Molecule: messenger RNA, 1776 nt
Organism: Didymella exigua CBS 183.55
Lineage: Eukaryota; Fungi; Ascomycota; Dothideomycetes; Pleosporales; Didymellaceae
Product: alpha/beta-hydrolase
Exons: 4
Coding region: 1-1776 (591 amino acids)
Source: RefSeq, a predicted model, not a curated record